ACUAUCAACCUGGUACAAUCAGAUAGAUAAGAUGUCCGGAGAAGGCUAUUUAUUUAUACUCGCCGUCGUGCUCAACGCCGUGAACUUGUUCGCACAGGUGUUCUUCACCAUCAUGUACUCGGACUUGGAGUGUGACUACAUCAACCCGAUCGAGUUGUGUAACAAGUUAAAUCCUUACUUCAUCCCUGAGGCAGGAUUACAUGGAUUUAUGACCGUUUUGUUUUUGGUCAACGGAUACUGGUUUGUCUUUUUGAUCAAUGCGCCAUUAUUCGCUUACAAUGUCAACAAGGUCUUGAACAAGAGCCAUAUGUUAGACGCCACCGAGAUUUUCAGAACUUUGUCCAAACAUAAGAAAGAGUCGUUUGUCAAGUUGGGAUUCCAUUUAUUAUUGUUCUUCUUCUACUUGUACAGAAUGAUCAUGGCAUUGGUUUCCGACGAUAUGUAGAGAUUGUCACCGAGUUCCAAUGGUCUAGCUUAGGCCCAAAUACUGGGUUUGUCAUUAUUCAUCAGUCUAUAUAUAUGUAUCUAUACAUCCUUUGGUUCUUCAAUAUUGUAAUAAAUAAACUUAGUUAAGACCACGGUCGAUAUGCUCCAACGUCUCGUUGGUCUGUGAGAGAGUCACUUGGAGGCCAUUGAUGGGGUUGAACAACUGGUCAAGAAUGGUGAUUUCUCGGUCAAUGCUUGAGAUAUGAUUACCAGAACUGCUGGACGACGUGGCUUGGGAUCUGAGUUCAUCAAGCUCGCGAGUGAGGCUUAUGAAGCUGUCAUAUUUGCGUUUGGAAUCCAGAAAUUGGCUGCGAGUCUUGUUGAGAUCGUUCAUCACAUCCGCGUAGCUUCGUCUGAUCU
Yamadazyma tenuis ATCC 10573 is the source of this 846-nucleotide messenger RNA. NCBI's taxonomy places the organism in Eukaryota, Fungi, Ascomycota, Pichiomycetes, Serinales, Debaryomycetaceae. The record is from RefSeq and is a predicted model, not a curated record.